GGCCUCGGGCCAGCUCCCGCGCGCGGGUGGGAAUGACGCCCCACGCGCGGGUGGGAAUGACGCCCCGCAGAGCGGUUUCCGCAGUGUGCGAUUACAUCUCUGGACUACCCGAGCACCGUCACUUCCUUCUGUUUUCUGCCCGCUCUAGUAACUUAUUCCGCUUCUGGCCUGGCUGUUUCCCUCUCGGUCUCUGGCCCUGUCCUCGCCCCGGCGUGACUUUUUCCAGGGCCGCUGUAGGAGGCUCACGCCGGAGCUCUGUUCCCAUGAGGAUCCCACUGGGGACUCCAUCCCCGCCACCAUGAACGGGGUCCUGAUCCCCCACACGCCCAUCGCUGUGGACUUUUGGAGCCUACGCCGGGCUGGCUCCGCACGGCUCUUUUUCCUGUCCCACAUGCACUCGGACCACACCGUGGGGCUGUCUAGCACCUGGGCGCGGCCCCUCUACUGCUCCCCAAUCACGGCUUUCCUCCUGCACCGUCACCUGCAGGUAUCUAAGCGAUGGAUCCGAGCCCUGGAGGUUGGUGAGAGCCAUGUCCUGCCUCUGGAUGAAAUUGGGAGGGAGACCAUGACUGUAACCUUGAUGGAUGCCAAUCACUGCCCUGGCUCUGUCAUGUUUCUCUUUGAAGGAUACUUUGGAACCAUCCUCUACACAGGUGAUUUUCGGUAUACACCGUCCAUGCUAAGGGAGCCCGCCCUGAAAGUGGGGAAGCAGAUCCAUACCUUAUACCUAGACAACACCAACUGUAACCCAGAGCUGGUUCUUCCUUCCCAGCAAGAAGCCGCCCACCAGAUUGUCGAGCUCAUUCGAAAGCACCCACAGCAUGACGUAAAGAUUGGACUCUAUAACCUGGGAAAGGAGUCCCUGCUGGAGCAGCUGGCCCUGGAGUUUCAGACCUGGGUGGUACUGAGCCCCCGGCGCCUGGAGUUGGUGCAGCUGUUGGGCCUGGCGGAUGUGUUCACAGUGGAGGAGAAGGCCGGCCGCAUCCAUGCCGUGGACCACAUGGAGAUCUGCCAUUCUGCCAUGCUGCGCUGGAACCAGGCCCACCCUACUAUUGCUAUCCUUCCCACAAGCCGGAAAAUCCACUGCUCCCACCCCAAUACCCACGUCAUCCCUUACUCCGACCAUUCCUCCUACUUGGAGCUCCGCGCCUUUGUUGCAGCCCUGAAGCCUUGCCAGGUGGUGCCCAUUGUCCGUCGACAGCCCUUUAAGGACUACUUCCAGGACAGCCUGAGCUCCAGGCUCUCGGUGCCCCUGAUUCCAGUCUCUGUACAGCAAUACAUGAGUUCCUCCUCCAGAAAACCAAGAGUUCUAUGGCUGUUAGAAAGGAGGCUCAAGAGACCAAGACCCCAGGGUGUCAUGUUUGAAUCUCUUGAGGAAAAGGCUGAUCAAUUUCAAGGUGACCAGGACUCAAAGGAGGCCAAGAACCAGAACCUUUCUGUGAGCCUUGAGAAGCAGCCCUGCCACCAUUCUCUGCAGAUCAAGAAGCAGUUGAUCCCAGACCUCUGCAGCAAAGAGUGGGAUGGGGCAGUCCCAUUCUCUGAGUCCCAGAAGAUGGCGACCGUAUUGACUGCCCCCUUGGGUUUUUCAGUUCAUUUAAGGUCUACAGAUGAGGAAUUUAACUCUCCGGAAACUGGGGAGGAAAUUGGUGUAGGGCCCCACUUGGUUCCCAGGGGAGACAAUGAUGGCUCAGCAGCCUCUGGGAAACAGCACGUGGCGGGGGGCCAGGACUCACCCCUGUCUCAUAGCAGCAAGGCUCUCUCUCUUCUGGCUCCUGAGUUCAGUAGCCUGACUCUAAAAUACCUCCUGACUCCAGUGAACUUUUUCCAGGCGAGGUUCUCUUCCAGGGGUUUCGACCGGCAAGUGGAAGAAUACCAUAAAUCCUUGCUAAAGCCCACACAGAGGAGAGUGCAGCCUUGUUUGAUCCAGCACGACAGUUUGGAAGAGAGUGGAUGAUGGCUGGUGGGAGUUUGUUUAGGGCCUUUCCUGUCUUCGCAGGAUCCUUUUGGGCUCAUCCUGGAGCAACACUUCUUCAAGUGUGUUCGUUGGAAACCUAAUGCCUAUGGAAUCUUUAGUUUAUGGUUGACUGUUUGAAAGCGGUUUUCAUUAAAACCCCUCCACAGUAUGAGUCCAUGGAAGAUUCUAAGAAGGCCUGCAUAAUCAUCUGUUUACAUUUGUCUAAUACAGUAUUGCUCCAGCUUUUUAGAACAUGCAGUCCUCUUAGGUGGCUGCAGAAAGAGUUAAAGAGUCUGAAUCAAAAAGGCCCAGGUUAUUCCCGUUGUUAUUCUGUGUGCAUUGUGCUAUUUUCCUUGUCCCCGCCUCCCUUUUCCUAGACAGAAGUCCCUAGGUAGUUCUUUUUUUGUAAUUAGGAAUUGUGGUGGAGGAUAAAGUGGUGAUCCAGGCAGCAUUUCCAAUCCUGAAUGUCACUGACUUGCUAUGACCCCAUCCAAGCGACUUCCUGUCUCUGCCUCUGGGAGGGAACAGGAAGUGAUGACGAGCCUUGGAACAGUGGAGAAAAAUUCCGUCUUUGCCUCCAUGAGAGUUGGUGUCACUGGGGACCUACCUGGAACAGAGCCAGCUGGGGGAUGGGGCACCCUCACUAAGGCAGUACCUGGAACCAGGCUUAGGGUAUGAUGGGCCUCCCAACUGCCUGGAGGCCCAGACUUUGAAAUAAAGUUGCAAAAGAUCAAAUGUGCUGCCAGAUAUUCCUGAUUGUUCACAUAGCUGGGAUAUUUACUGCCUGCCUUCCCCCUCCCCCACGCCCUUGGGUUGAGUAGGGAGCCAGAGCACACAGCCUGUUUGUUUUAGUAUCCAGGGCAGAGACCAAGGAGCCAGCUGGUGGAAGGGGUGGGGGUGCGUGGUUCUGCCCUGUCCUUCUGCUCGCAGCCUGAUGAAAUGCCAAGCCAAUAAGCAGGACAGCAGAUAUCACAGGCUCGGAGGGGACACAGGCAUGCAGAGCUGGGCACAGGGAUAAAAACUGCUUCAGAAAGGAUCCUCAAGGCUUUGUGAUGAAGCCUCUGUUUCUUAUCCAGGAAAAAACUUUUUUACUUUGGGAGGAAGAUAGGAAGGAUUUAGAAAUCAAAAUAGGGCCUUGCUCAUGGGCAAAGUGUCCACGGCUGUGUUUUGUCAGCGACCUUCACUGUAACCACCCCCCGCCCCGUGGGCCCACUGGGAGCCGCAGCAGGUGAGGCCUAUGGGGCAGCAGGAAGUAGGCAUUGUCCUGGGCUUCAGUCCAGAGCACCCUGGGCCCAUAGACUGCGUUAAACAGCAGAUCCUCUGUUCCCCGUCUGCAGCACAGGCUGAGAUACCCACCACCUCUCCUGGUUGCUGUGGAGGUCAGAAGUGGGGAGAUUCCUCGCUCACUGCCUACCACAUGAUGGGUAUUUGAAGUACUGGGACUCUUUGCCUCCGGUUCUUUAAAAAAUUUAUAUGUAAAAUUAGAAACUUUGAGAAUCAUAUGAAAAUAUAAAGAAAAAAUUAUAAUUCCUUCAUGUA
Pteronotus mesoamericanus is the source of this 3493-nucleotide messenger RNA. It is a transcript of the gene DCLRE1B, whose product is annotated as DNA cross-link repair 1B. NCBI's taxonomy places the organism in Eukaryota, Metazoa, Chordata, Mammalia, Chiroptera, Mormoopidae. The transcript is spliced from 4 exons. The record is from RefSeq and is a predicted model, not a curated record. Gene Ontology annotation, biological process: interstrand cross-link repair; double-strand break repair via nonhomologous end joining; telomere maintenance. Bases 299 to 1954 code for a protein of 551 amino acids. Gene Ontology annotation, molecular function: damaged DNA binding; 5'-3' DNA exonuclease activity.